UUCCCGUUGUUAGAGUUGGGAUCUAUAUUUAGCUGGUGGGAUUAAAUUGCAAAGGCUUCAGGCUGGGGCAAAGCUCACUGGUCUGCCUUUUUACAGCUAGACCUGUGUGCUGCAAGCAGCUAAGGCCUUCAGUGUCCCCUUCCUUACCCAGGUUACUCACAGAAUGGAUUCCCAGCGAGAACUCGCAGAGGAACUGCGGCUUUACCAAUCCACCCUUCUUCAGGAUGGUCUAAAAGAUCUCCUGGAUGACAAAAAAUUUAUCGACUGCACCCUCAAAGCAGGUGACAAAAGUCUUCCUUGCCACAGAUUGAUUCUGUCAGCUUGUAGCCCUUACUUCCGGGAGUAUUUCUUAUCUGACAUCGAGGAGGAGAAGAAAAAGGAGGUCGUGCUGGAUAAUGUGGAUCCCGCGGUGCUCGACUUAAUUAUCAAGUACCUGUACUCGGCCAGUAUCGAUCUCAACGACGGAAACGUCCAGGAUAUUUUUGCACUGGCCAGCCGCUUUCAGAUACCGUCGGUGUUCACCGUGUGUGUUUCCUAUCUUCAGAAAAGGCUCGCUCCUGGCAACUGUCUAGCCAUCCUAAGAUUAGGACUGCUUCUGGACUGCCCGCGACUCGCCAUUUCCGCCCGGGAAUUUGUGUCUGAUCGCUUUGUACAGAUUUGUAAGGAAGAGGACUUUAUGCAACUGUCUCCCCAGGAGCUGAUCUCGGUCAUUUCCAAUGACAGUCUAAACGUAGAAAAGGAAGAAGCCGUCUUUGAGGCAGUGAUGAAAUGGGUGCGAACAGACAAAGAAAACAGGGUGAAAAGUCUGAAUGAGGUGUUUGAUUGUAUCCGUUUUCGCCUUAUGACAGAAAAAUAUUUUAAAGAUCAUGUUGAGAAAGAUGAUAUCAUUAAAAGCAACCCAGAACUCCAGAAAAAAAUUAAAGUUCUCAAAGAUGCUUUUGCAGGCAAACUCCCAGAACCUAGCAAAAACGCAGAGAAGACUGGGGCUGGCGAGGUGAAUGGCGAUGUGGGCGACGAAGAUUUACUUCCUGGCUACCUGAAUGACAUUCCCAGGCACGGGAUGUUCGUCAAAGACCUUAUCCUUUUGGUGAACGACACGGCUGCGGUAGCUUAUGAUCCCACAGAAAACGAGUGCUACCUGACUGCCCUGGCUGAGCAGAUCCCCAGAAAUCAUUCCAGCAUCGUUACCCAACAGAACCAGGUGUUUGUGGUGGGAGGGCUGUACGUGGACGAAGAAAACAAGGAUCAGCCCCUACAGUCGUACUUCUUCCAGCUUGAUAAUAUAGCUUCUGAGUGGGUUGGACUUCCACCUCUGCCUUCUGCCAGGUGUCUCUUUGGUCUGGGAGAGGUAGAUGACAAAAUCUAUGUAGUUGCAGGCAAAGACCUUCAGACAGAGGCCUCACUGGAUUCGGUCCUGUGCUACGAUCCUGCGGCUGCAAAGUGGAGUGAAGUAAAAAAACUUCCUAUCAAAGUCUAUGGCCAUAAUGUGAUUUCACAUAAAGGAAUGAUAUAUUGUCUAGGAGGAAAGACAGAUGACAAAAAGUGUACAAACAGGGUGUUUAUCUACAAUCCCAAAAAAGGAGACUGGAAGGACCUGGCUCCCAUGAAAACCCCGCGCUCCAUGUUCGGGGUGGCGGUCCACAAAGGGAAAAUUGUGAUCGCAGGAGGCGUCACAGAGGAUGGCCUUUCAGCUUCCGUGGAGGCCUUUGACCUCACCACCAACAAAUGGGAAGUGAUGACUGAAUUUCCCCAAGAAAGAAGCUCCAUCAGUUUGGUCAGCCUGGCUGGAUCCCUGUAUGCCAUUGGUGGUUUUGCUAUGAUUCAACUAGAGUCUAAAGAAUUUGCACCCACUGAAGUCAACGACAUAUGGAAGUACGAAGAUGAUAAAAAAGAAUGGGCUGGGAUGUUGAAGGAGAUACGUUAUGCUUCGGGAGCUAGUUGCCUAGCAACACGUUUAAAUCUCUUCAAACUGUCCAAACUGUAAAAAGGUGACAAAACCUAAUAGAUUUGGACAUAGUUUCUUUGGUUAUCAGGCCUUUAAUUUAUUCUGUUUUUUUUUUAAGCAUGUACAGGGAUUCAUGUGGAAAUUAUUUGCUGUUAAUGCCUAAGCAGGGAGAAUCGAACUUCAAGGUCACACUCUCCAGUGUGCCGAUCAGAGCUUAAAUCCAUUUUUCUAAUAAGGAAUUAAAUUGACAGUUGAACAAAUUCAUUUUUUUAAAUCUGUCUCACUCAAUGGAUUGAAAAAGAAAUUCCUAAACUGAGUAAUUUACUAAUUAUUUCUUUUGUAUUGGGAUACUUUUAUACUUAUUUUUUGCAUUACAAAUGGAAUUCAAGAAGUACAUCCACAUUUUUUAAAUGUUU
This is a messenger RNA of Ochotona curzoniae (black-lipped pika), 2361 nucleotides long. It is a transcript of the gene KLHL41, whose product is annotated as kelch like family member 41. The transcript has 6 exons. Bases 164 to 1984 code for a protein of 606 amino acids. The record is from RefSeq and is a predicted model, not a curated record. Gene Ontology annotation, molecular function: protein binding. NCBI's taxonomy places the organism in Eukaryota, Metazoa, Chordata, Mammalia, Lagomorpha, Ochotonidae.